Radiomyces spectabilis is the source of this 1297-nucleotide messenger RNA. RefSeq lists its product as uncharacterized. The record is from RefSeq and is a predicted model, not a curated record. The transcript is spliced from 4 exons. Gene Ontology annotation, biological process: piecemeal microautophagy of the nucleus; exocytosis; maintenance of cell polarity. The coding region runs from base 81 to 1226 and encodes 381 amino acids. Gene Ontology annotation, cellular component: cytosol; intracellular membrane-bounded organelle; membrane. Lineage: Eukaryota; Fungi; Mucoromycota; Mucoromycetes; Mucorales; Radiomycetaceae. Gene Ontology annotation, molecular function: oxysterol binding.
CAAUCACUUUCUUUUGCCAACACUUAUCUUUCCGUCUUUUUUCCCCCUUUUUUUGGGCCACUGACUUUGUUCUGCACUCCAUGACCUCUGAAAACAAGCUUGAAAGCAUUCCCGUAGACCAGCAAGGAAGCUUCUCGUCCUUUCUUAAAACCCUUGCCUCAUUCACAGGUGACCUUUCCAGCUUGACAUGUCCCUCGUUCUUGUUGGCCCCCAUCUCUCUCCUGGAGUACUCUGCUUUCUGGGCUGAUCAACCUUCAUUGCUCUCUGCUAUUAGCAGCUCGGAAAGUGAAGAGGAACGAUUCUAUGCGGCUGUCAAAUGGUUCAUCUCCUCUUUGAACGGCUCCUUCUCCAGCCGUGUGCCCAAGGGUGAAUGGGAAAAGAAACCUUUCAAUCCAAUUAUUGGUGAACAAUUCCAUUGUUCUUGGGAAGAUGGUACAAGAAUUGUUUGCGAACAAGUAUCGCAUCAUCCUCCCGUGUCUGGAUUUUACAUCGAGAAUCAAAAAGCCGGUGUGGUCGUCAAUGGUCAUGAUGGUCAAAAGACGCGUUUCUCUGGUACUCAGAUGCUCGUGGAUCAAAUUGGUUACUGCACUGUGAAACUCACCCAACUUGGCGAAACUUAUUUGUUCACCCUCCCAUCACUGUCUGUGAACGGUAUCUGGUAUGCUGCUCCUUAUGUUGAAUUGUACGGUACUUCUUAUGCACAAUCCUCCACCGGUUAUCAUGCGGCGAUCGAAUAUUCUACCAAGGGCUGGAUUUCUGGCGAGCUUCAUCACUUCAAAGCUUCCAUCAGUCACGAAUCCCUUGCUGGACCUACGGUGAUUGAAGGUCAAUGGACGGGUAAAUCCACGAUUACGAAAUACAAGCAAUCGCCCGCUCCUUUCUUGGACAUCAUGGCUUUGGAAAAGUCGGAAGCGAUCGUGAAACCCAUUGCUGAACAGAACGAACUGGAAUCGCGUCGUGUGUGGCAAAAAGUGUCAGAGGCCCUCAAGGCCGGUGAUUAUCCUAAAGCAUCCGCUGAGAAAUCCAUCAUUGAAAAUGAACAACGCGCUCUUCGCAAGGAACGUGAAAAUAACAAUGAGAGCUGGGAACCUCAAUAUUUCAAGGCCAUUUCCGGUAAAGAAGAAUACGGCGAUCUUCGGGAACAGAUCUUGGCCAAAUCCGAUCAUAAAUUCGUUGAUACCAUGGGUGGUGAAGGCGGUUGGGUUUACAGAGAUUUGAAAGCUUAACAGGAAAUAGGGGAAAAAGAACGGUUGUUGUUGUAGUUGUUGUUUUUUGAAUUGGCUUAAUACAUACGUAU